GCUAGGUUUGCCCAAAUAGAGAGCCAAAGGGGCCUUUAGGAAGAAGGCUCUUCUCUUGUCUGCGUUCUGCUUCUUCUUUUCUCUCUCUUUGUUCUUUUCGAUUUCAGACUUUGCUUUCAAAUUCAAAUGGCGGCUUCUUCUAGAACUAGAUCCAGUGGACCUGUCUUACAUGUCCCGAACGGGUUUCAGAGAUCGAUCUCUCCGUCGGGAAGGUUCUGUUCGUCGUCGUCGGCGGCUGCCGCAUCUUCGUCGUCGACGGCUUUUGCGUCUUCCAGUUCUAGCUUUUCAUCCCGGUCUACUGCUUUUUUCCAUAGAUCAAUUUCUCCGACUCGUGUUAACAUCUAUGGAUCUGUUCCGUCUGCGCCUUCUGUUCGUUUCUCUAUAGACCGAUCUAUUUCUCCAAGCAGAUCGAUUGCGGUGUCGCCUCGUCAUCAGGUAGUGAAGAAAGGGAGUAAUCCUUUGUCGGCUCCGGCUUCUCAGAGGAGAACGUGUAUGUGUUCGCCGACGACUCAUCCGGGAUCGUUUCGUUGCAGUCUUCACAAAGGUUUCAAUGGUCAUAGCAAUCACCAUCAUUCUGGUUCGUAUCCUUCGCAUCGGUUGAAUGCUCGGAGAUCAGCGAUGACGAAUUCUUUGGUUCGUAUCGGUACUGUUGAAGGCGAUUUGGUUAAGAGAGCUUUGGCUGCUUUGAUCCGACCUUCUUCUCAUCAGCAGAGGAGAAGAGCGGGUUUCCAGCCAAGGCCUAGCAGGCUCUCAGUCAUGUCGAAUGCCGAAGACUCUGUAAUUCAUUGAGCAGGUUCGUUCAUUAUAUUUUCUUAAAAUUCCUCUUAGGCUGCCAGUGUCUGGCCACUGGCGAUGUCAGACAUCGACCGGCAAGGUAGCUCCUUUUUUUGUGUUCUGAUGGAGAGCAUGAGGUGUGGCGUGGAGCAGCAGAUCGACUAACCGUUCGGCACUGUUGAGGCUUCCCCCUUCAUUUGUACUCCGAAGGCGGAGAGACCCAAAAGUCCUUGAAAGCAGAGAGACAGGACCGACCAACAUGUAUAUACAUAUAUAUGAUGCCAAUUUGCUGCUAUUGAUGGCCUAUUGAAGGACA
This is a messenger RNA of Macadamia integrifolia, 1090 nucleotides long. RefSeq lists its product as uncharacterized. The record is from RefSeq and is a predicted model, not a curated record. The coding region runs from base 127 to 789 and encodes 220 amino acids. The transcript has a single exon. Lineage: Eukaryota; Viridiplantae; Streptophyta; Magnoliopsida; Proteales; Proteaceae.